CAACUUGUUCUGAUCAACUGCACUCACUGUACUAGCACCCCCAGCUUCAUCAGUAGCCCUCCGGAAGAUACUAUGGAAAAGGCGUUGGACGCAGUUCUCAAGAAGCUGGCCUCGGAUACGUCUCUCCUUCCGGACGAGAUUCACUCAAUCGUCCUCUCCUUCGCGUCGACUCAACCUCCCGAGACGCGAUCUCGUGGCUACCUUGCACUCUCCGCGUACUGCCAGGCAAUCCGAAAACAACAAAAAGUCACUGGCAAACAGCCAGAUCCGGCAACAAACACCCUCGCCGAUACCUUCACCCCCGAAGUUAGAUCUCGGCUGCAGGAGACGGAUCCAUCUCCUGUGCUCACCGCGCUCAACUUCCUCACCGCUUUCUUCGCCGUCGAUGCCGCUGCAGCUGCCACUAUCUUCUUGGAAGAUGGCAUCAUGGAGCUGACUAUGGACGCCGUGGAUGUGAAUUCCUCUUCGGAGACCGCCAUCGCGGUCGCGCAUCUGCUGGCGCAAGCAGCUGGGGACAAGCAAUGCCGCGCGCAGAUGGCGGGCUCGUGCCUCGAAUGGCUGGAGAGCCAGUUCCGACUCAGCCAAGACUCGGGUCUGAAGGCUGCGACGGCCGUUGCGCUGAUCAAGCUCGCGAAGGGCGGCGCGGCGGAUGCCGCGGACGCUCCUGGGGCUGGGCUCAACGCGGGUGCGGAACCCGAGCUCGUCGACGAGGAAGCGCUUGCAGCGGCGAUGAGUGGCAUGAUGCUGAAGGAUGGGGACAAAUCGACGGCGCUCGCGGACGAGGUCGAGGUCUUAGCCUAUCUCAGCUCCAACCCAGCCGUCAAGGACAUGCUCUCGCGCGACGAGAAGUUCUUGAAGAAGCUGUUCGCUCUUGUGCCCCAGCGCAAGAAGCUACGCACACCCGAGGCCGACACGACGAUCAUAUUCGGUGUCGUGGCCAUCGUCGGACAGCUGUGCGCAUACAAGCCGCGACUUACAGAGGAGCAGGCGCAGAUGGAAAAGUUGCGGAAGAUGGCACAGGAGAAACAGGGCAAGAAGCGGGACGACAAUGCCUCGCUAGAGGAGGACCCCGAAGUCAAGGCGCGCGUGCGCCGACUCGUCGCCGCGGGUGUGCUGGACGUGUUUCCAGCGGCCCUUGCACUUUCGAGUACUCGGGGUAUGCAAGUGAACAUCUCACGCGCGCUCCUUUGCAUUAUCGAGGACGCGGAGAAUCGGGGAAAGGUGCUGCAGAGCGGGGGCGGGAAGGUGCUUAUGACCAUCAUCAAGCACGCGCUAAGCACGGAGGACGGAAAGGCACGCAAAGUCACGGAAGUCGACCCGGUCGAUCUGGAUGCGAUACAAGCGCUCGCGAAGCUUGCAAUAACCGCGUCGCCGGUACAGGUCUUCGGUCCCAACGAGGGUACAAUGGCCGACGCGAUUCGCCCUCUGUCUGCACUCCUCCAGCACGAUAGCGCAAAUCUUCUCCAAUGCUUCGAGGCGCUCAUGGCUCUCACAAAUCUUGCAUCGCAGAGCCCUGACAUCGCGUCCCGCGUGGCGAAUGCGGACGGCCUGCUGAACAAGCUGGAGAUGUUGCUCUUGCAGGAUCAUGUUCUCGUCAGGCGCGCCGCUGUAGAGCUGCUAUGCAACCUCAUCGCCGGCUCAGAUGCGGUGUACGAGCGCUAUCAGACAAAAUCGAGACUGCAUGUCCUGUUGGCGUUGUCGGAUGUGGAGGAUCUCGCUACGCGACUUGCGUCUGCGGGCGCGCUCGCGACGCUGACUGCCUCGCAGGGUGCAUGUAUCGCUCUUGCACAGCUGCAGCAGGAGAAGCAUAACGUUGCGAGAAUAUUGGCACGACUUAUCGACCCAUCGUCUUUGGAACCCUCCGUUGUCGAUGAUAUGGAAAGUCCUGCACCAGAGGAGACGGACCCUGGCUUGGUACACAGGGGAGUAGUAAUAGUCCGAAACUUGCUAGUGCAUGCGGGCAGCGCCGAGCUUCGGAAGGCCAUGGUUCAGCAGGUGAAGGCGGUUAACCUGCACUUGGCGCUCGUCCAGCUGUUGAAAGCACAGAGCCGGAAUCCCAACCCGGCGCUUGUCCGGCCUUUGGCAGAGGCGAUUAAAUGUAUAAACGAUAACAGUACCUAGUAUGACUGUUUAAGUACUAGACAUACCGCCUGAACUCUCAUGACUGCGAAAUAGAAU
Molecule: messenger RNA, 2178 nt
Organism: Schizophyllum commune H4-8
Lineage: Eukaryota; Fungi; Basidiomycota; Agaricomycetes; Agaricales; Schizophyllaceae
Product: ARM repeat-containing protein
Exons: 1
Coding region: 73-2121 (682 amino acids)
Source: RefSeq, a predicted model, not a curated record